Molecule: messenger RNA, 510 nt
Organism: Trifolium pratense (red clover)
Lineage: Eukaryota; Viridiplantae; Streptophyta; Magnoliopsida; Fabales; Fabaceae
Exons: 1
Coding region: 1-510 (169 amino acids)
Molecular function (GO): protein binding
Source: RefSeq, a predicted model, not a curated record
AUGGCGGCGGUAGAAGCAGCAUGUUCACAUGUACCAGAUGAAUUAUGGGAGUUUAUCUUCAAAUUCCUCAGUCACGACGACCACCACACGUUGAAGGCUCUCUCCAUUGUCUCCAAACAGUUUCUCUCCAUCACCAACCGUCUUCGAUUCUCUCUCGCAGUUAUUGAUCAAACAAUCCCUUUCCUUCCUCGUCUCUUUCAAAGGUUCCCUAAUCUCACAUUACUCAAUCUCAUUCUCCGCGACAAAAACAAUUACUUCAGGGUUAAUCGUAACCAAAUCUCUACUUUCCCUAUAGACAUCAAAUCGCUCUAUCUCUCUGACCAUUCCGGCAAUUUUCCCGAUGGGAUCCAACCUCUGUCGAAUGAGAUAAGAAUGUUAUUUACCAAUUGUUCCCAAAUGUGUUAUAUUGACAAGAAGGAUCUUGUUUUAGUGGCUGAUUGUGUUCCUUCACGCAAAGAACCACUUGAACGCAGUUAUCCUGUGAUUUCUGUUAACUUUAAAUUUCAAUGA